Messenger RNA from Eurytemora carolleeae, 1527 nucleotides. It is a transcript of the gene Caf1-55, whose product is annotated as histone-binding protein RBBP4. The record is from RefSeq and is a predicted model, not a curated record. Gene Ontology annotation, cellular component: nucleus; NuRD complex; ESC/E(Z) complex. Bases 36 to 1316 code for a protein of 426 amino acids. Gene Ontology annotation, biological process: regulation of gene expression. Lineage: Eukaryota; Metazoa; Arthropoda; Copepoda; Calanoida; Temoridae. Gene Ontology annotation, molecular function: histone binding. The transcript has 10 exons.
CUUUCAAUCAGUUUUGAUUACAGAACGGCUUUGUGAUGAAAAUGGCUGAUAAAGAAGGAGGCGAAACUUUUGAUGAAGCUGUAGAGGAGAGAGUGAUCAAUGAAGAGUAUAAGAUCUGGAAGAAGAAUACCCCGUUCCUUUAUGACCUUGUGAUGACCCAUGCUCUUGAAUGGCCUAGUCUCACGGCGCAGUGGUUGCCUGAUGUCACACGACCAGAGGGAAAAGAUUACUCUGUUCACCGAUUGAUCCUCGGGACGCACACAUCUGACGAGCAGAACCAUCUUCUAAUUGGUUCCGUACAGCUACCUAACGAGGACGCACAAUUCGACUCCUCCCACUACGACAACGAGAAGGGAGAGUUCGGAGGGUUUGGUUCCGUCAGCGGUAAGAUCGAGAUUGAGAUCAAGAUCAACCAUGAGGGAGAGGUGAACCGUGCCAGGUAUAUGCCCCAGAACCCCUGCGUUAUUGCGACGAAAACCCCGUCAAGUGACGUGCUUGUUUUCGACUACACGAAGCACGCCAGCAAACCUGAUCCCAGCGGAAAGUGUCAACCCGACCUCAAGCUCCGAGGACACCAGAAGGAAGGAUAUGGAUUAUCCUGGAACCCGAACCUGAACGGACAUCUUCUCUCCGCUAGUGACGAUCAUACGAUCUGUCUCUGGGAUAUCAACGCAACGCCACAGGAGAACAAGAUAAUCAACGCCAAGACCAUCUUCACUGGACACACUGCUGUAGUUGAGGAUGUUGCCUGGCAUCUGCUUCAUGAAUCUCUAUUUGGAAGUGUAGGAGACGACCACAAGCUGAUGAUCUGGGAUACAAGGAGUGCUGUAUCCAACAAACCCAGCCAUACUGUUGACGCUCACCAGGCUGAGGUGAACUGCUUGAGUUUCAACCCCUACAGUGAGUUUAUCCUUGCUACUGGAAGUGCAGACAAGACUGUUGCACUCUGGGAUUUAAGGAACCUAAAGCUGAAACUUCACAGUUUUGAAUCACACAAAGACGAGAUCUUCCAAGUUCAGUGGUCUCCCCAUAACGAAACCAUCCUCGCUUCAAGUGGAACCGACCGGAGGCUGCAUGUUUGGGAUCUAUCCAAGAUAGGAGAGGAGCAGACUGCUGAGGAUGCAGAGGACGGUCCUCCAGAACUUCUCUUCAUCCAUGGAGGACACACAGCUAAGAUCUCAGAUUUCUCCUGGAACCCCAACGAUCCUUGGGUGAUAUGCAGCGUUAGCGAGGACAACAUUAUGCAGGUUUGGCAGAUGGCGGAGAAUAUAUACAAUGACGAGGAGCCUGAUACACCCGCUGCUGAUACAGAUUAAGCUUGCCUGCAUCUCCGAUCAUUCUACAACUUCUCUCCUGGAUUAUUUUUAUAUUUGUAAUCGUAUUCAUUAUCCCGAGAAAAUAUGAGGCCCGUAAACAAUAUUAUUUUUAUUUCUUUCGACUUGAGCAUCGGGAAAACACGCUUCUCUUACUUAUUUUGUGAAUGGUUUAUUCAGUAUUAGUGGAACCUUUAAUUAUAAUAAUUUCAGA